AACAGGCAGCGGGAUAAGGUCACUGCUACCGUUAUCAGCCUAUGACGAAGCGAAGUGUCAGGAGCAGUGCAACCACAUUCAUGACCACAACUUACUGUAAAAUCAAUAGCGUCGGGCUCAUUUGAAGCCUUUUUAUCUUUCCUCAGAUCGGACUUCAUGAGCUGUUGAAUGAACAGAAAAUAGUUCGUUCGCGCGCCCAUAUCCUCUCUCUGUUAUCCUAUGGGACCCCGCAAACGAUCUAAGCCGAACCCUAAGGGCGAAGCCAUUCAAAAUAAGGGACAGAACAAUCCCGAUGAAUCCACCCAUGUCCACCAUCUAUCCGAGUCUCAAAAAGGAUCUAUAGACGGACAGGAGCAAAACAAAGAUCAAAAGAUCACAUCCUCAACCUCAAACUCUAAGACGGGAGGGACGUCACAUGCUCUCCGAGAGCCCAAGACCUGGUAUGGCUCCAGCUGGCCGAGGUCGUCGAAGGCGACUCCUGUAACAGAAGUCGCUCGCGAAAGCAUAUCCGCUGCCAGUAAUGCCAUUUCAACUUCAGUAUCCUCAGCCAAAACUAUACGAAAGCAGAAGCAAGACAAAGCUAGGUCUCCUUCACUGUCCUUAUCUCAGGGCGGUGCCAGCUCGAGAUCGCUUCCUUGUGCUACUACCACGACUAAAUUAAAUGUUACAUCAAAUCCGGUAGAGCACGUAUCGAACAGUACUAGCGAAUUACCGGUCAAGAGCACAUCCAGCUUAGGUGCUAUAGAUGCUGGAGAUACAGCUAGUCAAUCAACCCAGCAAAUCCAAGAUCAGAAUGCCGACAAAACUUCAAAGCAAAUACUUCAAAAGGAAGAUGAGGUUGACAACCCUGGUGCCCUCAAAAUUGAGCCACAACCGAAAGACUCGCAGGAAAACCAAAGUAACACAUGGCGCAGUUGGCUGUUCAAAUUCAGCAAUAAUGACAAGGCCAAUGCAGAAGAGCAAUUUUCAAACAACAGCACCAUUGCGAAAGCUGCAGACCAAGCAAAAACAGAUGAGCCUGAGACAGUACGCUCAGAGGGUCUGACUGACACAUCCAUUACUAGAACGGAGGAUAAUAGUAAAAAUAAUCCCGAAACAAAUUCCAAAGAUACUCAUUCAACUAGAACAACGGAGCCCCCCACCAUAUCUCGGUCAUGGCUUGGAUUUUUCACAGCAAAUCCACAGCCAGGCGGUGAAUCAAGGACGAACGAUGCUGAGAACGAGGCUUCUCCACAGGUCGAGGCGCCCUCGAAAGACCUAAAUGACAAGCCUACUGAUUCAGAGUCAAAAAACGAAGCUUCUGUACCUCCUCCAGAUUCAUCACAACCAGAGGGUCAGAGUACGCCUGCACGGUCCUCCGGAUGGGCUUUUUGGUCCAAGGGACGUGGCUCAAAUGUGCCAGGCCAAACUUCGUCUGACGUUGGAGAACUUGCCGUUGCAGAUAGCCCAUCUCAAUCUCAGCCAGAAAGAACAUCCAUUAGCCAGCCGAAGGAACAAAUCCCUCCAGAACCUAAGAAACCCUCUAAGCGGGAGCGGCCAGAGUCUAUGGAAUUAUCGGACGAGGGGGUAUCUCGAUCUUUCGUUGGGCCAAAGCCCGGUCCACCUGCCAAAUCUUCGCCAGCGCAAAGCCCAGCACCGAAGCCAAAACAGGUGGAUGUCACAGCUGCAAAGGAAGUGCGCCAAACUGUACCCAAUCUAUUAUUGCCGGACAUCAAAAACACCUACCAGCCAGCACAGAACCUAUCUAUGUUUCAACACUUAAGUCGCUUAUUACUUCCGGGACAUGACUCGGGGCCGAGGCACUUGAGCAUUGCGCGAGACCCGCCAAGGAUUAAAAGAGCCCUCGCAAUAGGUGUCCAUGGUUAUUUUCCCGCUCCGCUUAUACGAACUGUUCUCGGUCAGCCCACAGGGACUUCCAUUCGCUUUGCCAAUGGAGCUGCAGCUGCCAUUGAGAAAUGGGUCAAUGAUCGAGGAUACUCUUGUGAGAUUGAGAAAAUUGCUCUCGAGGGAGAAGGGAAAAUUGCCGAUCGUGUUGACACCCUGUGGAAGCUAAUGUUGAAUUGGCUCGACCACAUACGCCAGGCAGAUUUUAUCCUCGUUGCAUGCCAUUCACAAGGUGUGCCAGUUGCAUUGAUGCUGGUAGCUAAGCUCAUUGCAAUGGGAUGCGUCACAUCUGCUCGGAUAGGGGUCUGCGCAAUGGCUGGUGUAAACCUGGGCCCUUUCCAGGACUAUAAAUCGCGUUUUCUCAGUGGCUCAGCUGGAGAAUUGUUCGACUUUGCGAAUCCCAACAGUGCCGUUUCAAAAAGGUAUGAGGAGGCAUUGGGCUUGGCUUUGAAACAUGGCGUGAGGAUUGUGUAUAUUGGCAGUAUAGACGAUCAACUUGUUUCUCUUGAGUCUUCCACAUUUUCAAACAUUAGUCACCCGUACAUUUAUAGAGCUGUCUUUGUUGAUGGGAGAAUUCAUGCCCCAGAUUUUAUCACGCAUUUAGUCGGCUUCACCCUAAAGAUGCGGAACCUUGGCAUCUCAGACCACGGACUCAUUCGAGAGCUGAGCUCUCCGCUUGCCGGCAGUCUCUAUUCAGGAGAAGGGCACUCUCGUGUUUACGAUGAUCAGGCGGUUUAUAACCUUGCUGUGGAGCAUGCUCUAGAAACCACAUCGAUCGGAGAUGUACCACUUUCGAUACAAAGAUACGAGGCACCCACGAGUGCCAAUCCUUAUUAUUUACCGUGGGCAUUGAGAGGCUUACUCGAAGAAGAUGUAGUAAGACAACAAUUGCGUAGCGAGACAGCACAAUUGCUUCAACAGUACGAGUCCUGGAAGCCUUCGAGCAAAGUUCUCAAAGAUGUGAAAUUUCGAUUAGAGGCAGUAAGAUCGAAAUUAUAGUCUUGCUUGUGGGUCUUUUUCUGUUCUGGCGUUUCUGGUGGACAUUUAAGGAAUUCAGCAUGGGCGCGCUUCGACGGUCUUGCAUAGGUUUACGGUCACACAGGAGAUAGUUGUGCUGAUACAUUUUUUACAAUACAACAGUAGGAGA
This is a messenger RNA of Xylona heveae TC161, 3031 nucleotides long. RefSeq lists its product as hypothetical. The transcript has 5 exons. The record is from RefSeq and is a predicted model, not a curated record. Bases 220 to 2883 code for a protein of 887 amino acids. NCBI's taxonomy places the organism in Eukaryota, Fungi, Ascomycota, Xylonomycetes, Xylonales, Xylonaceae.